Messenger RNA from Epinephelus fuscoguttatus (brown-marbled grouper), 4895 nucleotides. Its product is annotated as tetraspanin-8-like. Gene Ontology annotation, cellular component: membrane. The record is from RefSeq and is a predicted model, not a curated record. NCBI's taxonomy places the organism in Eukaryota, Metazoa, Chordata, Actinopteri, Perciformes, Serranidae. The coding region runs from base 3621 to 4409 and encodes 262 amino acids. The transcript has 9 exons.
GAGCAAUAAAUGGGCUCUAAAAGUAGAAAUACAGAGUGAUGAACAUGCUACAGUGUGGAUGCAUCGUUAAAAACAUUUACACUCAAUUAAAACAAGAUCCGAAAUAAGGCACUAAACCGCCAUAAGGGCGGCAAAGUGUCUAAGUUUAAGAUCUUUUGUAGAUUGUUCCAACUUUAAGGUGCACUGUAAGAGUGAUAUUCUUCCUAGUUCAGUUCUGAUUAAAGGAGUGUGAAGCAACAACCUGUUCUGUGAACGAGUACCAUGAUUAUGUGAGGUCAGAGUUAAGAGUGAUGAAAUAUAGGGUGGAAGCAUCUGUAUCAAAGCUUUAUAAAUGAACAAAUACCAAUGCUGUUCCCGCCUCACAGCCAACUGUGGCCUGCCGACCUUUCGGUAAAGGUGGCAGUGACUGGUGCUGUAAGGAUCACCUGUAAUGAACCUUAGGGCUGAGUGGUCGACAUCAUCCAGUGAUUUCAGUGUAGAGACAGCAGCUUUUCUAUAUGACAUCACCAUAAUCCAAAACAGAGAAAAAUACAGAUUCUACAAUUCUUUGCCUGUGUACAAAAGGAAAACAGCUCUUAUGUCUGUACAAAAAGCCAAGAAUUGUCUUCAAGUCGGCUAUGGUGCGUAAAAUUAAGAUUGUCAUCCAGCCAGAUACCAAGGUAUUUAUACUGUUAAACUUUCUCUAUGGAUGAGCCAUUCACAGAAUGAAUAUUGAAAGACAUGAGUAGCCUUGGCGAACAGCAUCCAUCCAGAUUUGUCUGAGUUAAGUACUAGCUUGUGGUUAUGUAACUGAAGUGAAAGUGAAUUGAAAGACGACUGUAAACGUUCAAUGGCUGACUGAGCAGAUGUUGCAAUAUAAAACUGUGUCAUCCGCAUACAGAUGAAAUUUACAUGACUAAACUGAAACUAAACUAAACUGAAAACAAUAUUGGCCCUAACACUGAGCCCUGUGGGACACCUUUAGUAAUAUUCAAAACUUUAGAAUGAACAUCACCCAUCUUUACGCAUUGCAGUCUAUUGGAGAGGUAGUUUUCAAACCACAGGCAGCUGACAGAAUCAAAACAAAUACGAGAUCAUUUCUUUAGAAGUAACAAAUGGUCAACUGUGUCGAACGCCUUAGACAAGUCUAUAAACAGAGCAGCACCAGACAUUUUGCUAUCCAGGGCUGGUGUAACGUCAUUUAGAACCAGAGAGGAUGCAGAUGUGGUGCUGUGCUUAGGCCUAAAACCAGACGGAUAGGGAGUGAGUACAGAAAACAAAGAGAGAUAUGAUCUAAGUUGAUGAUUUACCAGGGACUCCUACAUUUUUAGCCAGGCAACGUAAUUUGGAAAUAUGGCGAUAGCUAUUUUUAUCAGUUUUAUCGCCUCCUUCAGCUGACUUAUAGUGGUUUGGAAAAGGUGUCCCGAUGCAGCAAUGUGACUGUAAAGGCAGAGCAGAUGUCCUUAAAACACCACUGUGAUCCAUUUUAUGAUUUUGUAAUAAGCUUCUUAUAUUUAAAUUCAUCAAACCCAGGCCUCUCCUCGACUUACAGUAGGCAGUGAUUUGGCCAACCACUGCCACUGUCGAUAAAAGACAAGUUGUGUGAUGGACAAACUGACAGUGACCAUGUGUGCAAGGAGAGAAACCUAGUAAAACGUCCGAUGCCACCGCCACGGGGCUCGCUCAUAAUUCCGACAUCCCAUUGUUCCGAAAUCUCAAUGUUUCGACAGCCCAUUGUUCCGACCAUAUUAAACCCAUUGUUACGAAGUCCCAUUUUUCACUGUUACAAAAUAAGUGUUUCAUGGUUAAGGUCUGGCAAGGUUUAGGCACAAGAACUACUUGGUUACACAAAUGAGCACAAAAAUGUCACAAAAUGACAUUACGUCACAGUAAAAGGGAAAAAAAUCAAACAGCUUUGGAGGCUGUUUUGAAAAGAUAUCAAGAGGUGGUCUGAGAUCAGUUCGCUUCAAGUCCAAGGUGCGGUUCACUUGACCUGUGCCUUGUGAACACAAAGCUCUCCAGGUUCACUUUGCACUUUGUCAUUAUAUUUACCCCUCUAGAUCACAUGUUAUUGACCUCCUGUUGCCAUGGUUACGGUUGAUAUGAGAAAUAAAACCACAAGAGUUUCACCAGACAUAGCGAAAAAGUAUUAAAUCAGAAUUAUCAGAAGAUAAUGACACGUAGACUGACAGGUGCGUCACUCAGCGUCAGUACAUGAUAUCCCUGUCUUUCCCCGUCUGACUUCAUUCUCAACCUACAUUAGAAACUGUGAAAUAUGUAUUUAGUCAUCAGGGCUGAGAAUGUGCCACUGAUUUACCGUACGUCCUUUAUAUCAUAUAAACACAUGAAGGUAUUUAUAUGACUAUGACUGAAGUCUGCUGCUAAAUUCAGCUUCAUGUUUCGCUCAAAACAGUUUUUAAUAAAUCAGAAGUUAUAAAAACGUGUAAACUGCGUGGUUAACGCAGACGAGCGGAGGGUUAGCUGGGACACAUCACAUUUAUUCACUCUACAGUUAAUACUGAAUUAUGUGUGAGUGUCUCUUAAUAGGUCGUCAGAAAUCAUAAAUCAUCUUUAGAGGGAGCAGAUGUUACCUUAAGCUAGCUCGGGACAUGUUAACGUUAAUAUUCUAACGGAGCGAGGCGAGCUAACUGCUAGCGUGCUCGGUUGCUUUGAGAUGGCUGUCAGAGAUGGCAGAGGUAUGAUCACAUGAUCCUGUUUGAGCGAUAACAGGUGGUGUGUUCCCUGCUUUAUUAGAGUACUGUAAACAAACUUGGAAAUCGCCGGUUUCGCUUCCACGGCCGGAUGUUGACCCAUAAUUUACGCAAGGAAGUAGGUGGAUAAAAGGGACAGCUGACUGGACGGGAUCAUGGGCUGCACGGUUGUUAUGUCUUGACGACGAGUUAUACGUGCAACCCACCAUGUGAGAUUUGAAAAGCAGCAGAUAGCAGUUAGCAGCUAACUCAAAAAAAAAAAAAAAAACAGCCGUUAAUGUUCAUAACAGGUGUACUUUGAGAUACUAACUCUUUUUAUUUUUAGAAAGUUUCUAUUAUGUUAAAAAACAAAGUCGUUGUUUUGAGAGGAAAGAAUCUCGUUAUUUCUCAUAAUGAUUUGCAGAAUUUUGUUUUAUCACAUUGGCAGAAAUGGACUUCCAUACCUGAGAGCUUCUUACAGGAUGGUAGGUUAUUAUUUUGUUUCCAUUUUAUUAUUUUAUUUUCAAGUAUCUUAGUGUUGUCUUAAUUUUAUUUCUGGUGUUCUGGCUGUAGAUGGGAAAUCAGUUCGUAUCCCUGAUGUCAUCCACCACACAUAUGAUCAAUGAUUAAUCAGUGAUUAACUCACUGUCAUCCAGUGUUUGGAGAAUAUUUCUCUUUGUGUCUCCACCAUUUCCCCCUCUGACUAACAAACUCUUAAACCUCAAAAUAAAACGUCACAAUUCUAAGAACUGUCUUUGGAUGUCGCCAUCAGGAGCAGCUCUUGAAAAUGGGAAGUUUUGUGAAAAUCUCCUCCAUCCAGUUACUGGAAGACACCGCCCUCCUCUCCCUGUCAGCUAUAACUAGCUCACCCUCCCGCUCCUUCAUCGUUUCACUUCACCGCAGUCGGAGCUUCAGUGUGUCUGAAACAUUGCUGGAUCUUCACCUGUAAACAUGGCUCAGGUCAACGGCUGCCUCAGUUGCAUCUUCACCAUCUUCAACAUCCUCUUUGCGAUUAUUGGCGGUCUCAUCAUCGUGGUCGCUCUGAUAUUCCAGAUCCUCACAAAUGAUCAUGUAGAACAACAACUGGAGAGUUGGACACCCGGCUUCAUCGGCCUCUAUGUCGUGGGCGCCAUCACCAUGAUGAUCGCCAUCCUGGGAGCCUGCGGGGCCCACAGGGAGAGCAAAGUGUCUCUGAUCGUGUUCCUGGUGUGCACGGUUAUUGGAACUCUGCUGAUGCUCCGAGUUGGUAUCCGCACUGCUGCCAUCCGUCCCGAGCUGGUGCGCAUCAUGGAGACAGACGCUCACAAUAGACUGCCUCUGGACCAGGCUUCAGAAGAGGUGAAGGCCCUGGUUGAGCACCAGCAGAAAGAGCUGCACUGCUGCGGUCUGUUCAGUUACAAGGACUGGGAGGACAACAUCCCCGACUCCUGUCUGUGCAACCAGGAGGAGCAGAUGGAGGGAAAGUGUGAGGCAGUCAGAUACAGAGUCACACUGCAGAGGGAUUAUGUCUACAGCCAGAGCUGCUUCCCCAUCAUCAGAGGCCUCGUCCUGCGGGCCAUCGACAUCACAAUCGGAGUGAACCUCACUCUGGCCAUCCUGGGGCUGCUGGGCAUGAUCCUGUCCUCCAUCAUCAUCCACCAGAUGCGUCGCCCCAACAGACCCACCGUCCUGCUGUCCGUCCCCGGCAUCUUCACUCCUCCUCCCAAAUACCAGGAGCUGCACAACCCUCUGGCGUACUAAAGGAGUGACGCCACCUCUCUCCUCUGUUGCGUCCGGAGUGCCUCACGUCCCUGUGAGGAGUCCUGACUGUCGGCUCCACUGAGAUCAAUGGACGGAAACUGCUCGUCGAUCGCUUGUGUUAAUGUCUGAAUCUGCUGUUUACACAAAACCUCUGUUAAACAUUAUAUCCUGAAUCAACCCCUCAUAAUCCACCCUGUGAACCAGCAUGACGUAAAACGCCGUCAGAAACAACGAGAAGUUAAGGCUUUUAUUUUGAAAACUGAGCGGUGUGUUGACAAAGCCUUAGAGGCUAAAAUUAAAAGCACGUGCUGUGAGGUCCAGGAGACUUAAAACUUAUUUAAUUUUAUAAUGGAAAGUCUAUAAGAAUAAAGGGGAAGACUAGAUCUGCAUAUAAUAUAAUAUUCUUUGUUUUACAUGAUUUUUUUUACGUUUGAUUCUGCUGUGAACUGAUACUGUAGAUCCUCGACGAUUUACAGAAAUAAAAAC